This is a messenger RNA of Phascolarctos cinereus (koala), 3200 nucleotides long. RefSeq names its product decaprenyl diphosphate synthase subunit 2 (gene PDSS2). The record is from RefSeq and is a predicted model, not a curated record. Gene Ontology annotation, molecular function: prenyltransferase activity. Gene Ontology annotation, cellular component: mitochondrion; transferase complex. Gene Ontology annotation, biological process: ubiquinone biosynthetic process; isoprenoid biosynthetic process. Lineage: Eukaryota; Metazoa; Chordata; Mammalia; Diprotodontia; Phascolarctidae.
CUGGCCGACGGCUAACCUGCGCUUUCCUGGGCCCGUCCCUCCGCCGGAGCCUCUGCAGCCGCUCCGCGCCCCAGUCCUGCUGGCGCCGGAGCCAUGAGCCUGCGGGAGCUGCUGCGCCGGCCCCGGUGCCCCGGAGUCCCGAGCGCCCUGUGGCGGACGCGCCUGCGGCCGCCCCCCGCGCCCCGACGCAGCCUCUUCUCGGGAUCCCCGACGCACUGGAACCAGGUGGUGUCGGAAGCGGAGAAGAUCGUGGGCUACCCGACCUCGUUCAUGAGCCUCCGCUGCCUCCUGAGUGACGAGCUCAGCAACAUCGCCAUGCAGGUGCGCAAGCUGGUCGGGACGCGGCAUCCGCUGCUCAACACGGCCAGGAGGCUUGUACAUGACAGUCGGCAUAACCUCCAGAUGCGUGGGCUGGUGGUAUUACUUAUUUCCAAAGCGGCUGGACCCAGUAGCACUGCAGCAUUGUCUCUCAAACAUGAUAUGGUCAGUGGAAUUUAUCCCAGUCAAAGAAGUCUGGCAGAGAUCACAGAACUUAUCCACACCGCUUUCCUUGUGCAUCGUGGGAUAGUAAAUUUAAGUGAAUUGAAUUCUUCUGAUGGUCCACUGAAAGACAUGCAGUUCGGAAAUAAAAUAGCCAUCCUGAGUGGAGACUUCCUUCUAGCAAAUGCCUGCACUGGACUAGCCCAGUUGCAGAACACUAAGGUCGUGGAACUUGUAUCAAGUGCUCUUAUUGACUUAGUGCAAGGAAUAUACUGUGAAAACUCUACUUCAGCAGAGGAAAACUGUAUCACAGAUGAUAUCGGAAUAUCGACUUGGAAGGAGCAGAUUUUCCUCUCCCAUAGUGCCUUGCUAGCAAAAAGCUGCCAAGCUGCAAUGGAAUUAGCAAAGCAUGAUACUGAGGUCCAGGAUAUGGCAUUUCAGUAUGGAAAGCACAUGUCUAUGAGUCAUAAGAUAAACUCUGACCUCCAGCCUUUUAUUAGAGGGAAGUGUGGUGGCUCCAUAGCAUUUAAUUUAAAUUCAGCUCCUGUAGUCUUACAUCAGGAGUUUCUUGGAAGAGAAAUGUGGAUUAAGCAGAUCAGAGAGGCUCAUGAAAAAGGAAGCUUAAACUAUUCAAAGUUGCAAGAAGCAAUCCUGGCUGGCAAAGGUGUGACUUCAGCUAUUGACCUAUGUCGUUACCAUGGAAACAAGGCCCUGGAAGCCCUGGAGUGCUUUCCUCCCUCUGAGGCCAGAUCUGCUUUAGAAAACAUUGUGUAUGCUGUCACCAGGUUUCCUUGACACAGAAUUUAAAAAGAGACUAUUGUUCGUUGGCUGAAAAUAACAGGGAAGAUGGGGGAGAGGUCUCCACUGUGAACCAUCUAAAUGUGUCAGUGGUUUAAUUUUUUUUUUCAUUUACCACAUAACUGAAUGAGAUUCACCUUCUUUUUGGAGCUGCUACAAACAAAAUUAGGAGAAGAAGAAGGGGAAAAAAAAAGGUCAAACAGUUUUCACUUGGCAUGCCAGAAGCACACUUGAGGCAGCUCUAGCAGAAAUAAUUAAUGAGCUUCGCUCCUGUGACCUCAGCAAAUGGACAGGAAAUAAGUCUGUAUUGAUUGGACCGAGCUAGGGAUGGCGCCAGGGUGAUGGCCUGUGGUUUCCCUGUGCUAAAAAGGACGGAGGGGGGCAGGCAGGCAGCUGCAGGUGUCGUGAGCAACCCUUUCUGAGCAGGCCAGAAUAGAAGAGUGUGUGAAGUCAAGAAUUAAUGUACCAAUUUGUCAUUGUGAAGGGAAGUCCAAUGAAUUAAGAAGGAAAACCCUUUCUCUUUCUCUCUGCAAUUAUGUCUCCUCUCAGUUUUAUGUAUUCAAAUAUGAAAAUACUUUGCGCCUCAUGUUUUUAAUGUUUGUUAAAUGUACUGAGAAAAUGUGUCGUGUCGUAGGUAGGAAAUUUUUAAGUGCUAUCUGAUAUUCACUUGGUUCUUAGAGAAUAAGGAAUUGCCUCUUUUCUCUCUCUAACCUGAAGAUUAAAUUUUCAACCACCAUUUCAGAGAACCAAACUUUUUCUCCUUGAUCAAAGUCAUCUUCUCUAACAAUGAUACAUUCUUUUUCCUUGAUUAGUAACAGAAUUGUCUUUCAAAUGAAAUGUAUAAAUUUGUAAUACUUGGGAUUGAGGAAUACUCUUUUAUUUGUACAGAUUUUCCGUGGUUUAAUCGUAGUACCAGGGAAUUUGUUGGUGGGGAUUUUGUUUAACCUCACAAUGUUGAAUUUGAAAGUCUUGAACCACAGACAUCCAAUUACAGAAAGAAUAUAAGGUAUAUCACAACGCAGCAACUUGACACUGUCUCUGUUUUGUUCAUAGGAGAUGAUUUUUGUGGUUUGCAUGCAUGCAAUAUGAGAACAGUGUUGACAAGAAGGCUGAGUUUACAUAAAUGAUCUAGAUUGAGACUCAGCUACCUUUCUUCCUUAUGUAGUGUAAUUACAGCCCAAUCUGGAGACAGCUAACACAGCAAACAGAUUUCAUUACAUCCUUCACUCAGACUCUGAGUGGAGUUAUUUCUGUUAAAUUCUUCACCUCCCAAAAAAAAUCAUAGAGCUCCUUUAUCAGGGACCAACUGGGUAGUAUACAUCUGAAUAAAAGGUACAAAACUAUGUGUGUUAAAUAAUUGUGUUGUUAAAAAAUAUUUAAAAUGUACUUGAAACAUCACUGUAAUUGUUUGGCUUUAUGCAAGUAUGGUUUGAAUUGUUAUAGGGAUGUCGAUUAGUAGACCAUUUUAUUUUUCUGUUUAAAUUACUUUUCUCACUGUUGUUGGCUUAAUUAGUAACUGUAGUUAAGAUGUAUUCCAUCAGGCUUUUUCUUUAAUCAUUAACUUCUGGAAAAGCUAUCCUAAUGCUUUAUCUUCCUCAGAUGGGGGCCUAAAUGUCCUUUAACUCCUAUUAAGAAAAUGAAUAGUGAUGUUUACAUUUUGUAAAGUAAAAAUUUCCUGUCUCCUAGUGCCUAAACAAAAAAAUAAAAUAAGAAAUUUGAAAAGGAGAUCUCUAGUCACCCAGUAGACACUAACCACUAUGGAUACCAUGUUGAAUUUGUAGUCAGAAGAUCUAGAUUCAAAUUCUGCCAUUUAUUAUUAUCUGUGUAACUACUGGACAAGUCAUUUAAUCCCUUUGGGCCUCAGUUUCCUCAUCUGUAAAAAUGAAGCAAAUGAAAGGUUGCUUCUUGCUUUAAAUCCCUGA